Messenger RNA from Uranotaenia lowii, 1928 nucleotides. RefSeq names its product DNA-directed RNA polymerase III subunit RPC5 (gene Polr3E). Gene Ontology annotation, cellular component: nucleus; RNA polymerase III complex. Lineage: Eukaryota; Metazoa; Arthropoda; Insecta; Diptera; Culicidae. The record is from RefSeq and is a predicted model, not a curated record. The transcript is spliced from 4 exons. The coding region runs from base 214 to 1614 and encodes 466 amino acids. Gene Ontology annotation, biological process: DNA-templated transcription.
AAAACGUCACUUCGCCAUCAGUCGAAAAACGAACGUUUUUGUCAAAAUCGUGCUUCGCCGUCGCAACAUUUCCACUUCUAAAGUUCACGUUUUAAAUUCCAUUCCGCGUUUCGUGGCAAAUGUGCGAUAAUCUCCGACGGAAUCCCUUCACCCUCCGGUAGAUUACGGUGAUCGAGUUCCGGUCAGCUAGCUAACCAAUCAGCCAGAUUGAAGAUGGAUGUGGAAGAUGACGAAAUCGUGGAAGAGAUUCCCGUUUACUUCUCGAAGACACUGGCGGACAAUCUAUUCAUAUUGCAGUACCCAGUGAAGGCAUCGAAUGCCACCUUCGACGACGGUCAGGUCGUGAACAGCUGUGUCAAACCGAUCAAUCAGCAGAUAAAGGUGGAUUAUGCCCUGAAUACGGCGUCCAAAAACUACGAUUCCUUCAAGGGCGAACAGUUUGCCAUAGCCGCCGAUGGUAAGGAGAAAGAUCGGCAGCAGAAGCCUACCUUUCGCAGUGGUACCAUGGACAAGCAAUCGUUCCUCAGCUCGAAACCCAUCGAGGAUGUCAAUCGGUACAUGAUCUGCGCCAUGCAGGAUCGUGAAAUUCACGCUACCCCGCUGAAAGGGAUUGUCUCGAUGAGGCAAGUGUUUUCGUACUUCGACAAGCAGGACAAACGAACAAAGGCGGAACAAAAGGCUGAGCAGGAUGCGGACGGCGAUGAGGAGGAACUUAAACAGGUCACGGUCAAGUUCGCUCGGACGGAAAAUGAAAAAGUUCGCAAAGCGAGAGAAAAAUCCUUCAACUACAUCUCGAAGAUGGAAUCGGAGGAACCGUGGUGCGAAACGUUUUGGCACCGCAAGGAUAGUAGCUCCGCUGAGUUGGAGCGGCAAAGGUUGUAUGCGACCACCAGUAGCGGUAGCGGUAGCAAUCCGGCCGAAAACGAGGCCCUGAAUGCGGUUACCGCUGAUGAAUACCUUGCUAUGUUGAUUAGUAAGGAAAAAAGUGAUAGGAAUAUAGAUUCAAUGCUGCCAAGUCGGGUUGUUUGCAUGCACAAACUGCGCCAGAUGACCCUCGUCGAUCAGAUUAAAAUUAUUCUUAAGGAUGCUAAGGUCCUCACCUUCCAGCAGAUUAUGGAACUCUUACCGAACCGCACCCUCGCUGCGGAGAAAGUUCUCCGCACACUUCCGCUGGCCGGCGUACUGAUCCGGGGCAACUGGGUUGUCCAGUCAGAGAUCAUCUACCCGGAAGGUUCCGUAUCCGGUACCAAUGGCGUUCCGGCAGAGCAAAUGUGCAAAGCACGCGACUACAUCCUGUACCGGUUUACGCAAAGCGAAAAACUGGAACGGCACCAGCUAGCCUCAAUCACACAACUACCGACCGAGGAAAUCCGCGAGAUCCUGUGCUCGGUAGCUCGACUGAACGAUGAUCGCAGCUGGAGUUUGCUGCUGCCUCCGAACGAAGAUUUCAGCGGGAGCACCGGCGAGCAGGAAAUUAGUGAUAGGCAGAAUGCUUUCUGGACGGCUAGGGCCGAAAAAUUCAAUGAAAUGGAAAAAUCUAGCACCAGUAAACGGGUGCGGAAAAAGUCCGCCCGAUCAGAUAGCAAGUAUGAUGUCAAAAUGAGCAAUGGGUAGCGAACGGUGCGGAAUCAUUAGCCAUUACGUUACGACAUUUUAUUUUUAUUUAUAACUAUUGAAACGGAAAAUAUAUUGUAAGUAUUUCGAGUUACGUGUAACUGACCACAGUCUUAAAUUGCCUUACCAAGCAUCCGAACAGUUGCCUCAACAAUUUGGUGCUGCAGUUGAUUUCGAUUGGCGAUCGUAACGUGGAACAGCUGGACCCCUCGAACCUUUUUCAAACGUUCCACAAUGUUCAGUGUUGCUUUCAGUGGAAUAGUUGCAACGAAGAACAACUUCUCAUGACGCUCGACGCUGCCCACAAUUUGUUU